CAUUCACAUCUCCACGUGUAGAGUGGUUUACACCAACGCCACUGCAAAGUUUGGAACUGAGUAGAUUACACUCUUUCUUUUUCCAAAUCCUUCUCCACUUCGAUUUAUGAAAAAUCAUUAAUUUUUCUAUUUUUUUUAAUGUAAAGUAAAGGGCAAUUAUGAUUUUUAUGGAUUUCAUUUUUUUUUUUUUUUUUUCAUAUUUGUUCAGAAAGAAAAAAAAAAAAUCAAUGCUGUGAUUGUUUUAUUUUCGGGUUGAUAGCUCAGCCAAAAUAAACGAUAGCUUUGCCUGAUGCACAGUGGGUGGAAUAGCAUAAUACCUUUUCCUUUUCUAUGUCUAAAUGGUUAGGGUUUCAUUUGCCGAAAGCAUUUGUUUUUGUGUCUCAUCAGUGAAGUAAUUAGCAUGGAUUUCUCAAAGGACGGUUUUGUUUGUAAGAUCGAACCCGUUGUUUCAACUGUUCGUGGGUUUGUGUGGUCGGCGUUGAGGCUAUCAAGUUCAAUGCAGAGCCCACAGAAUGAUUCUGCACAGCGGUAUUUGGGGCUAGGUUUCAAGGCAUUGAUAGCCACACCUGAGAAGGAAACGCUUCACCAGCGGGACCGCUCUUCUCGCAUAGUCCAUUCCCAUACAAGGGCAUCAUCUUCAUCCUCUUAUUCUUUCAGGUCCCUGCCAAAAUUGUCUUGUUCUUCCUCAUUCUCAUCUUCUAUGACAGGUGAUUUGAUUGGGACUGAGAGUGGUGUGUACAUGAGCUCCAAUGAUGAAGAUUUAAUGACAGAAAUGGUGGAUAUUAAUGGAGCACCCUGCAAUUACUUGAGUCGGAAAAAACCAUGUUGUAGAGACACAAGGACGAGGGAACACCCAGCGCCAAUAUCUACACUGGUACGCCCUGGGAACUUGUCCGGGGAUAAACCUUUUGCUUUGAAGAGACAGUGUGUUGACGGAAGACUGAUUAUUACAAAGGAGAGACCGAAACAAUGCCACCGAGUACAUGCCAAGAAAGAGAAUGGCCGACUCUUGUUAUAUCUCGUACCCCCUGUUGAAGACGAGGAAUAUGGUGAGGAGAUGGAAGAUGUGAUUGAAGAAAACCAUGUGAAAGACAUUUCUGAUAAUCAUAGGGAUGGGAAACAACCUUGCGGGGUGGUGGAUGCAACGGGAGUGGAGAAAGGGCCAUUUACAACGGUGGCUUCUUCGAUGCACCAGCCUUGUGUGGUGAAUUGGAGUGGAAACGGUGGAGCGGCACGUAGGUGCUUCACUUACGUGGGCGAGGGAAUUUCAGAUACCAGUUUUUUUAAUGUGCCCACCAUGAACAAGGCCAUAUAUACCUAGUCCAUGAUCAACCUCCUUUCUACGCUCUCAGCCCUUUGACGGAAGGAGAUGGGGCUAAACAGAUGUUGUUCCGAGAGAUAUUUUUAGUUGUUUCAUGUCAUGAUCUGUGACCCAUAUUUGAUAAAACUGGGUGUGCAUGUUUCUUUCUGUC
Molecule: messenger RNA, 1472 nt
Organism: Vitis vinifera (wine grape)
Lineage: Eukaryota; Viridiplantae; Streptophyta; Magnoliopsida; Vitales; Vitaceae
Exons: 1
Coding region: 401-1321 (306 amino acids)
Source: RefSeq, a predicted model, not a curated record